AUGCGGGCCGUGCACCGCCACCGCGGGCCCGUGCCGCCGCUGCCCCGGCCCGCCGCCGUGCGCCACAUGCGGGCCGUGCACCGCCACCGCGGGCCCGUGCCGCCGCUGCCCCGGCCCGCCGCCGUGCGCCACAUGCGGGCCGUGCACCGCCACCGCGGGCCCGUGCCGCCGCUGCCCCGGCCCGCCGCCGUGCGCCACAUGCGGGCCGUGCACCGCCACCGCGGGCCCGUGCCGCCGCUGCCCCGGCCCGCCGCCGUGCGCCACAUGCGGGCCGUGCACCGCCACCGCGGGCCCGUGCCGCCGCUGCCCCGGCCCGCCGCCGUGCGCCACAUGCGGGCCGUGCACCGCCACCGCGGGCCCGUGCCGCCGCUGCCCCGGCCCGCCGCCGUGCGCCACAUGCGGGCCGUGCACCGCCACCGCGGGCCCGUGCCGCCGCUGCCCCGGCCCGCCGCCGUGCGCCACAUGCGGGCCGUGCACCGCCACCGCGGGCCCGUGCCGCCGCUGCCCCGGCCCGCCGCCGUGCGCCACAUGCGGGCCGUGCACCGCCACCGCGGGCCCGUGCCGCCGCUGCCCCGGCCCGCCGCCGUGCGCCACAUGCGGGCCGUGCACCGCCACCGCGGGCCCGUGCCGCCGCUGCCCCGGCCCGCCGCCGUGCGCCACAUGCGGGCCGUGCACCGCCACCGCGGGCCCGUGCCGCCGCUGCCCCGGCCCGCCGCCGUGCGCCACAUGCGGGCCGUGCACCGCCACCGCGGGCCCGUGCCGCCGCUGCCCCGGCCCGCCGCCGUGCGCCACAUGCGGGCCGUGCACCGCCACCGCGGGCCCGUGCCGCCGCUGCCCCGGCCCGCCGCCGUGCGCCACAUGCGGGCCGUGCACCGCCACCGCGGGCCCGUGCCGCCGCUGCCCCGGCCCGCCGCCGUGCGCCACAUGCGGGCCGUGCACCGCCACCGCGGGCCCGUGCCGCCGCUGCCCCGGCCCGCCGCCGUGCGCCACAUGCGGGCCGUGCACCGCCACCGCGGGCCCGUGCCGCCGCUGCCCCGGCCCGCCGCCGUGCGCCACAUGCGGGCCGUGCACCGCCACCGCGGGCCCGUGCCGCCGCUGCCCCGGCCCGCCGCCGUGCGCCACAUGCGGGCCGUGCACCGCCACCGCGGGCCCGUGCCGCCGCUGCCCCGGCCCGCCGCCGUGCGCCACAUGCGGGCCGUGCACCGCCACCGCGGGCCCGUGCCGCCGCUGCCCCGGCCCGCCGCCGUGCGCCACAUGCGGGCCGUGCACCGCCACCGCGGGCCCGUGCCGCCGCUGCCCCGGCCCGCCGCCGUGCGCCACAUGCGGGCCGUGCACCGCCACCGCGGGCCCGUGCCGCCGCUGCCCCGGCCCGCCGCCGUGCGCCACAUGCGGGCCGUGCACCGCCACCGCGGGCCCGUGCCGCCGCUGCCCCGGCCCGCCGCCGUGCGCCACAUGCGGGCCGUGCACCGCCACCGCGGGCCCGUGCCGCCGCUGCCCCGGCCCGCCGCCGUGCGCCACAUGCGGGCCGUGCACCGCCACCGCGGGCCCGUGCCGCCGCUGCCCCGGCCCGCCGCCGUGCGCCACAUGCGGGCCGUGCACCGCCACCGCGGGCCCGUGCCGCCGCUGCCCCGGCCCGCCGCCGUGCGCCACAUGCGGGCCGUGCACCGCCACCGCGGGCCCGUGCCGCCGCUGCCGUACAUCGACACAUAA
Molecule: messenger RNA, 1710 nt
Organism: Melitaea cinxia (Glanville fritillary)
Lineage: Eukaryota; Metazoa; Arthropoda; Insecta; Lepidoptera; Nymphalidae
Product: basic proline-rich protein-like
Exons: 26
Coding region: 1-1710 (569 amino acids)
Source: RefSeq, a predicted model, not a curated record